AUGGUGAGCUGGAAACUAUAUGAGGAGGAAUGGAUUAAGUGCAACACUGACGGUGCGAGCAAAGGAGAUCCUGGUCAGAGUACGUAUGGAUUCUAUAGUAAAAACAAUGAAGGAAAUCUAAUCUAUGCAGAAGCACAUAACAUAGGAGUGGCUACUAACAUGGAAGCAAAGGGUAUGGCUAUUUGGAAGGCAUUACAGUUUUUCUUAAUUCAGGGCUACCAACAGGAAACAAACGCUCUUUCUUGGAGAAAUAUGUUGGCCCAUAAUUGGAAAAUCUUGUGGGAGUUGCUAGAAAUGUUAGAAAACAUUCAGGGAAUCAUGUCUCAAAUGAAUACUACAGUCAAACAUAAUUUUAGGGAAGCUAAUCAACUAGCAGACUAUAUUGCUAAUUUAGCUAUAGACAAGGAGGAAAAACAACAAUUCCAGCACUACAAUCAGAUACCAAGCAUGGGAAUGAAAAUUCUUAGUAUUGACAAACACCAGAUUCCUUCAAUCAGAGUUAAAACAAGGAAAAUCAAAAUCAUCAAUUACAACUAA
Molecule: messenger RNA, 537 nt
Organism: Solanum tuberosum (potato)
Lineage: Eukaryota; Viridiplantae; Streptophyta; Magnoliopsida; Solanales; Solanaceae
Exons: 1
Coding region: 1-537 (178 amino acids)
Molecular function (GO): nucleic acid binding; RNA-DNA hybrid ribonuclease activity
Source: RefSeq, a predicted model, not a curated record